Molecule: messenger RNA, 460 nt
Organism: Drosophila takahashii
Lineage: Eukaryota; Metazoa; Arthropoda; Insecta; Diptera; Drosophilidae
Source: RefSeq, a predicted model, not a curated record
GGCGCGUUACCGAGCGGCGUUCACUUAGUCGAGCAGUUUAGGCCAGUUACUGUUAACUAUUAACUAGUUACUAGCCAGCAUUUUCACCCAACGAAGAUCAGUACAACAAAGGAAUAAGGAUGUACAACCCAGGCUAUCAGGUGGAUGUGAUCGACCCUUACUAUCAGCCCCCUGUGGAGGUGAUAAAUGUGAUGGGACCUCCUCCGCCCGUCGAGGUGAUAAUGCCGUCGCCCAUGUACAAUCAACCGGUGGUGGUGGUGGAGCAGCCCAGCUACAAUCAGCCAGGACCUCCGCAGUCAGGACCCAGUGACGCCGAGUGCUGCAUGCUGCUGGGAGCCUGUUGUGUGAUGGAGGAGUGCGGCCUGUGUGUCAUUUCGUAAAAUUGUGCAGUUGUCAAAUACUUGAUAUAAAUAAGGAACUAUGUAAAUUUACGCUAAAUAUAGACUGAAACUAAGGGUGA